AUGAGCGACUUCGAAGAAGAGUGUGAUUUCCAGGCACCCAUCAAUGUACCAGUAGAUAUAUACACCAGGAAAAGAAACCGAUGUCAAAUUGAAGACGAUAAAUACGUAGAAACUGAGCAAGAUCUGACGGAAGUAUCAACUUGCAGUUUAUGUCAGACUUGUUGGACAAACAAUGGUGCUCACGGCAUUGUUGGUUUGAAAUGCGGUCAUGUAUUUGGUAGAAGUUGCAUAGUACAACAUAUGCGUGAUGCCACAGCUCAGAAAACGCCUGCCAAAUGCCCCACAUGCGACAAUCCACUCGCCAAAUCAGAACCUCGACGCAUAUGGCCCAAUAAAGUGCUACCUUGUGAUGAGACUGACUUAAUCGAUCUUCGAAAGCAACAUGCCGAAGCCGAUCUGAUCAUUCAGGGUUUAAAAGAAGCCAAUGAAGCCAUCCAGCUACAAAUAGAUAAGGCUAUAUUCGAUCACUUAGUUUUACAAGCAGAAGACAGGUCCAAUAGAAUAAUCAGUCCCAGUCAAAUCAUGCAAAUGUCACAGCCUUCCAUAUUUGUGCAUCAACGCUCAUUUUCAAAGAAAAACGAGAAAUACCGUGUCAUGGAUGUGGAUCCAAUGGGGGAUAGAGCAGUGGUCUCUGUGUGGAAAGAGCAAAAAUAUGGAAUUAGGAAAAUGAACUUGUAUGACAUUACAUCGACUGAAUUUAUACCAAAUCAUAGCGGCAUAAUCAAGGAUUUAAAGUACAGUACGGAGGACAUGGUGCUCUCCACUGGUCUUGAUAAAACGCUGAAAUUAACCUCAUUACAAUCAAACCAAGUAGUGUUAAGUUAUCAACUUGGUGCUCCCGGAUGGUCUUGUGCUUCAAGUGAAGCAAAUCCCAGUAUCGUGUACUGUGGUCUCACAAGUAAUACAGUUUUAGUUUUUGAUAUACGGAAUACAAAGGAGUUUGUACACAAGUUAAUCGAACCUUGUGUGCCGAAGAUAUUUUCUCCCAUUCAUUCAAUUAUGGAGGUCAUGACAGAGGAUGUGCCUUUGCUCCUGUGUUCAAAUUUAUCACAUACUUAUGGUUGGAACACAAGCACGGAGGAAUAUGAGUAUGUGCCACUCCAACAAUCAGUAGAAUAUGAAAACAACCUUACAGACCAGUAUAAAAGCUUUAGCAUGGCAAACAGGGAUGGAUGCUUACUUUCUUCUCUGCGGAAUAAGACUUCAACACGAUAUGAAGUAAGUCAUUUUGAUACUUCACUUCAAUUGCAGUCAGAUUGGCAUUAUGAUGAUAUCAAUCAUAAACAAACUUCAUUAUCUCGGAACACACUUUUUAAAAGUGGUGAACAAACAUUCAUUUGUUUCUCAGAUAAUGAUACGGUAAAAAUAAGAGACAAAACAAUGGAAGUGCAAAGGAUUAAAGCAAAAGGACCGGUAGCAGACAUCAAGUACAUUGAAGAGGGACAAGUGCUGACUAUUUUGACUGAAGAUGAACUUUGUCUGUACAAAUUUGCACCACCCGAAAUAAUCCAAUGA
This is a messenger RNA of Mucor mucedo, 1515 nucleotides long. RefSeq lists its product as uncharacterized. The transcript is spliced from 7 exons. Gene Ontology annotation, cellular component: nucleus. Bases 1 to 1515 code for a protein of 504 amino acids. The record is from RefSeq and is a predicted model, not a curated record. Gene Ontology annotation, molecular function: ubiquitin protein ligase activity; protein binding. Lineage: Eukaryota; Fungi; Mucoromycota; Mucoromycetes; Mucorales; Mucoraceae. Gene Ontology annotation, biological process: protein ubiquitination; interstrand cross-link repair.